Molecule: messenger RNA, 1719 nt
Organism: Trematomus bernacchii (emerald rockcod)
Lineage: Eukaryota; Metazoa; Chordata; Actinopteri; Perciformes; Nototheniidae
Exons: 4
Coding region: 43-1176 (377 amino acids)
Biological process (GO): negative regulation of transcription by RNA polymerase II
Cellular component (GO): cytosol
Molecular function (GO): protein-folding chaperone binding
Source: RefSeq, a predicted model, not a curated record
CAGAGACUACAGAAACACUCAGAAACACUCAGUACCGGCAACAUGGUUCUCAUCUGGACUCAGUUUGGAAUGAAGCAGAAAAAUGGCAACGUGAAAUGCAAAGUGCGCGUGAUGCACAGAGGAGACAGCUCCGGGUCCUCUUCAUCAGGGGAAAGCAGCAAAUCUGAGCCGGAAGCACCGUGCAUGGCCAUCAAACCCACCGGCAAAGACUUCUACAAAGUGCUGGGAGUCUCCCCGGACUCCAACGAGGACGAGAUCAAGAAGGCCUACAGGAAGAUGGCUCUGAAGUACCAUCCCGAUAAGAACAGCGAUGCAGACGCAGAGGACAAGUUCAAAGAGAUCGCCGAAGCCUACGAGAUCCUGAACGACCCCAAGAGGAGAAGCAUCUACGACCAGUUUGGAGAAGAAGGUCUUAAAAGUGGAUUCUCGACAAGGGAAGGGAAGGUUUUCCGCAACACCUUCCACACCGACCCCCACGCCACCUUCUCCACCUCCUUCCACGGCGCCGACCACUUCGACAUCUUCGGCAACGAGGCGGACGAAGACGACCUCUUUAACCCCUUCAGACGCUUCCCCUUCAGCCACGUUGGCGGCGAGGGCGGUCUGCGGAGAGGUCAGAGACGCCUGCAGGGCGACGAGGUGGUGCACGACCUCCUGGUGACUUUAGAGGACGUGAUGCAGGGCUGCACGAAACACGUGAAGAUCACCCGAAGCCGCCUGAACCCUGACGGUCGCAGCCUGAGGUCAGAGGAGAAGGUGCUGAACGUGGUGGUGAAGAAAGGCUGGAAGGCAGGGACCAAGAUCACUUUCCCCAGGGAGGGAGACGAGACCCCCAACAACACCCCCGCGGACAUCACCUUCAUCCUCAGGGACAAAGAGCACCAGCAGUACAAGAGGGACGGCUCCAACAUCGUGUUCACCGCCAAGAUCACGCUCAAAGAGGCUCUCUGCGGCUGCACGGUUAACGUCCCGACUCUGGACAGCCGGAUGAUGCCUCUCCCCUGCAGCGAUGUGAUCAAACCAGGAGCUGUGCGGCGGCUCCGAGGCGAGGGGCUUCCUCUGCCCAAAAGCCCGUCCCAGAGAGGCGACCUGGUGGUGGAGUUCCAGGUGAUUUUCCCCGACAGAAUCCCACCUCAAUCCCGGGAAAUCAUCAAACACAGCCUGGCUCAGUGCUAGUUCUCAGUUAGCUUCACCCAGUGUGUUGUUCUCAAUUCACAAGCCUUUUGCCCAAGGUGCUAAUAUCCACUUGGAGGGAAAUGGCAAGUGGCGCUUUAGCGAAGCUCAGAGGAGACGACUUUCUGCAGGGAAACGCACAACAACAUGCCGAGCAGAGAGAGAAUGAGGAAUGGGGUCUUUGGUAUCUGAGGGCGUCCAUUGACCUUUUGUUUUAUUGAAAUCAAAGGUUAUCUGUACUGUUGUACCUACAGCAGGAUGCCAGUGUGCUAUUCAAGUCUGUAUAGACUUCCGUAAGAGCUGAAACAGAACUAACUGUAGUUAUAUGGUGCUCAUAUGACGGAUCUUUUGCAUUGAUUUAUUACAAUAGCAAAAAUAUAUACUUGUGUACAAGGAUCUACUUUGUGUACAAAAUGCAAAAAAGUUGUCUCUAACAGAGAUUCAUAUGUCAAAUGUUCUAUUGAAUUAUUUGAAAUGUUUGUAUAUAAUCUGAAAGGAUGUAUUAUUAUUACCUGAUGGACAUGUUUGAAAAGCAUGAAAAAUAAA